Messenger RNA from Struthio camelus australis, 2536 nucleotides. NCBI's taxonomy places the organism in Eukaryota, Metazoa, Chordata, Aves, Struthioniformes, Struthionidae. The record is from RefSeq and is a predicted model, not a curated record.
UUGAUUGGUUUGUCUUGUCUUCUUGAUGUUUAUCUGUUUGUUUUAAUUGGGGGGGGGAAUUGAAGGCUUCUUCCAUGCAUGCAGUCUCCUGUUGGGUGGCUUUCCUGAGUGUGUCCAGCUUAGUUUUCUGUAUUAACAAGUCUAAAUGUCUGUUUCUGGGAGUGUGGCUUCAUAGGGUUUUAGGUGUAAUGCUGACAUCUUGGGCAAUAAGACCUUGGCAUAUGGUGCUGAACAAACAAGUGGCGGUGGUCACGAGGAGACGGUAUUGGACAGAUUGUGAAGAUGAGAUGCUUUAUUUAGAGCUGGCCUCCAACAGCAUGAACGUGGUUCUGAAUAAUUCUGUGAAUACAAAGGGGCUUUGGUCCAAGCCUGCUGACAAAUGACUUCCAGCAGUCUUUGGAUAGUGUCUGUGGUAGACUGGAAGUCAUGGGGUGGGGGGGGAACCACUUCUGGUAGAAAGUAUCCCAACAGGAAUGGUGCUGGAUGUUGUUUCAUUUUCCAGACCGUGGCAGCUCUGUGUGUGUCCUCCUGAGAUCCUCCAAGCAUUCACUGAUGUUUGUGAAGAAUUAGAAUAACUUCCUAAAGGUUCUUCUGUAAGAAGAUCUGGACCCUGUUGACUGUUUUUUCAAGUACAGUUUUGAAUGAUCUGGCUGUAUAACAUUCUCUUAAUAUUACUGCUGUCUUUUUGAGGCAUCUCAUAUUGGCAUUCCUUUUUAGGACUGGGGAAGGGAAACUCUACCAGAAUAACAUGGUAGAUAGAACUACUGAUUUUAGUGCUCCUUAAAGAUAUUGGUAGUAUUUCAAAGUGUGUUGGUGGUUUUUUUUUUUUUUUUGCAGUUUAAAAAUAAUUUCAGUGGGUAGUACUUAGAGUUGAUCUAAAGAACAUCUGGCUCACUACUUGGCAAACCAAAACUGAGAACUUUCAUUUGCUAAAUUCGCUUUAGAAAUAGUUCAACUUUAUUUUAAAAGAGCAAUUUUUGUUUACUUAAGUUGACAAUGUCUCUUGCAGUAAGCAAAGCUAAGAUUACAUAUUUCACUUUGGUCCCCAUACGAAUGGGGAUGUGUUUGGACCUGGCUUCUUACAUGAAUUUUAUUGAUUAUAAAUUUAUGAAGAUUAUUUGAUAUGAAACACUGGCAGCCUUUAACAAAGGUGUCCUUUUGUUUCGGGACCUGUUUAGCUACAGUGCUGAUAAAAGCACUGAACGUGACAGGGCUAAAAAGCAAUGCCUCUUCGGUAGCUGCUGGGGAUCUCAGUGACCUCUCUUCCUCUUGAGGCAUGAGCAUAUUCACGUUUCACAAUCUCUGUUUUAGAGAAAGCAUAAACUCUUUAAAUUUUUCCCAAAGCACCAACUCCGAGCCAAUGUGUCAUAUGCAGCGCUGCCUACUGAGCUUCGAGAGAUGCUACAGCGGAGGCUUGGGGACCUGGAGCGCCAACUCCUGAGCAAAGUGGCCGAGCUCGAGGAUGAAAAGUCUUUGCUUCACAAUGAGACAUCAGCCCACCGGCAAAAGACAGAGACAGCCUUGAAUGCGUUGCUAGAAAGAGUGUCUGAAUUAGAAAAAGGUAACAGUGCAUUUAAAUCACCUGACGAAUUCAAAGUGUCCCUGCCUCUUCGCACAAACUACUUGUAUGGGAAGAUCAAGAAGACUCUGCCAGAGCUGUAUGCUUUCACUGUGUGUUUGUGGUUGAGAUCAAGUGCUUCUCCUGGAAUUGGCACUCCAUUUUCAUAUGCUGUUCCUGGGCAGGCUAAUGAAAUUGUUCUCAUAGAGUGGGGUAAUAAUCCAAUUGAACUUCUAAUUAAUGAUAAGGUUGCCCAGCUCCCCCUCUUUGUUAGUGAUGGAAAAUGGCAUCAUAUCUGUGUAACAUGGACAACUAGAGAUGGCAUGUGGGAGGCUUUUCAGGAUGGAGAGAAGCUUGGCACCGGAGAGAAUCUGGCUCCGUGGCACCCAAUUAAACCUGGAGGUGUCCUGAUCCUCGGUCAGGAGCAGGACACAGUAGGAGGAAGAUUUGAUGCAACUCAAGCCUUCGUUGGGGAGAUGAGCCAAUUCAAUAUAUGGGACAGGGUCUUAAAAGCUGAAGACAUCAUGAAUAUUGCCAACUGCUCUACCAACAUGCCUGGCAACAUCAUACCCUGGGUUGAUAAUAACGUUGAUGUGUUUGGAGGUGCAACUAAGUGGCCUGUGGAGACAUGUGAAGAGCGCCUGCUAGAUUUAUAGCUGGAAUUGUUUCCCAGUUAAGUGCCCCAUUUUAGUAGGACAAUCUUUUGUGCAAUCUAAAGCACUUAUUUUUCUCUCUGCCCUUCCCUAACUCAUCAGAAAAAAAAAAAAUGAGUAAACUGCCUGGGUGCAGAGAGAGCUAGCAGUUUGGGGCAUUGAGCCUGACGAUGCAAGAAGCACCUCUUGGCUAGAGCAGCCCUUACUUUCUUACAGCCUGGUCUAAAAUGUGCUUUGGUCUGUAAUAGCCUUUUGGGCUAUUUAGUACAUCAGUGGCAGGGAGGGGGAGCAGCCUUGUACAUGUUAACUAUAGUACUCCUUUUGA